Molecule: messenger RNA, 3959 nt
Organism: Rhopalosiphum maidis (corn leaf aphid)
Lineage: Eukaryota; Metazoa; Arthropoda; Insecta; Hemiptera; Aphididae
Product: homeobox protein 2-like
Exons: 2
Coding region: 54-3806 (1250 amino acids)
Source: RefSeq, a predicted model, not a curated record
UAUGUGCAAAAUAUAUUGUACUGAAGUGUUGUGAGAUUGUAUUUUAUUUUAGAAUGAUAUUAAUUUCAUAUAAAUAUAAUAUAGUUAGUAUACUAGUACUUGUUGUUGCAGUACAAAUAGAUACUCAACAAAUUUUGAAUAAUAAUGAAUUAUCCUCGUCUCUUUCAAAUGAACAAGUUACAAAAUACCAAUACGAAAAAACCAUUCAAACAGCUACAACUGAAAAUAAUCAAGAUCAAUCUAUUACUACAAAUAUAAAUACUGAAUUUGUACAAAAAUCAUAUUCUAGUAGUGAAUUAAAUCUAAAUAACGCUGAUACAAAUGAUUUAAACUCUGCAAUCAAUGGACAAGGUUAUGAUUCUAAUGGAAAUAUUCCAGUAAAUGAUAAUGGUAUUGUAAACAACUACCAAUGGUCAAACUAUUUCAGUUAUAUGCAGUAUAUAGCAGACCAAGAGUCCGAAAAUACAGAACAACCUAAUCAAUCAGGAACCAGCGAAAACGUACCAGUCACGCCGAAUGGGAACACAGUCGGCACAUUUAGUAGUGAAGGUACAGGAAUAAAUACUCCAAUGAAUAUGAACGGAUCACCAUCACCAGCAACUACGACGAAUACUCCAUCCGGACUUACUGCGUCUAAUACCCCGAUCCCUUACACUGGCCCUGGCUCACCAAACAGUAAUCUAAACGGAGGUAGUUUAAGUCCGACCACGUCGUCCCCGGAAACGAGCGGUUAUCCACCAAAUAUUCCUCCGAACAGUGCUAACAUAGAUUUAACUAGUGGUCCCUACGAUAUCGGAACAACCAAUGGUUUAAACUCUUAUUUUUAUAUGCCUAUAACAUAUCCCCCAACUGGACCUGGAAAUAUGAACAAUGAUGUUCCUAAUUAUCCUCAAUCAACAGGUCCUAAUACUGGAAGUGGUGCAUCUAAUAGUAGUCCAAAUGGUGGAACUUCAACUGCACCAAUAUCGAGCCCCAAUUCAAAUGGUUCUCCUCGAUCCCCUUACGGAGAUUUAACCGGUAAUACCAAUGGGCAAGGUUAUGAUUCUAAUGGAAAUAUUCCAGUAAAUGAUAAUGGUAUUGUAAACAACUACCAAUGGUCAAACUAUUUCAGUUAUAUGCAGUAUAUAGCAGACCAAGAGUCCAAAAAUACAGAACAACCUAAUCAAUCAGGAACCAGCGAAGACGUGGAUAAUCUAAAAAUACAGCGAUUAAUUUCAUCAAUGAAUUUACAAACCACUGCCACAUCUACGGGCACAUUUAGUAACUCGCCUAGCAAUCAACCAGUCAUGCUGAACGGGAACACAGUUGGCACAUCUAGUAGUGAAGGUACAGGAAUAAAUACUCCAAUGAAUAUGAACGGAUCACCAUCACCAGUAACUACGACGAAUACUCCAUCCGGACUUACUGCGUCUAAUACCCCGAUCCCUUACACUGGCCCUGGCUCACCAAACAGUAAUCUAAACGGAGGUAGUUUAAGUCCGACCACGUCAUCCCCGGAAACGAACGGUUAUCCACCAAAUAUUCCUCCGAACAGUGCUAACAUAGAUUUAACUAGUGGUCCCUACGAUAUCGGAACAACCAAUGGUUUAAACUCUUAUUUUUAUAUGCCUAUAACAUAUCCCCCAACUGGACCUGGAAAUAUGAACAAUGGUGUUCCUAAUUAUCCUCAAUCAACAGGUCCUAAUACUGGAAGUGGUGCAUCUAAUAGUAGUCCAAAUGGUGGAACUUCAACUGCACCAAUAUCGAGCCCCAAUUCAAAUGGUUCUCCUCGAUCCCCUUACGGAGAUUUAACCGGUAAUACCAAUGGGCAAGGUUAUGAUUCUAAUGGAAAUAUUCCAGUAAAUGAUAACGGUAUUGUAAACAACUACCAAUCGUCAAACUAUUACAGUUAUGUGCAGUAUAUAGCAGACCAAGGGUCCGAAAAUACAGAACAACCUAAUCAAUCAGGAACCAGCGAAGACGUACCAGUCACGCCGAAUGGGAACACAGUUGGCACAUCUAGUAAUGAAGAUACAGAAAUAAAUACUCCAAUGAAUAUGAACGGAUCACCAUCACCAGCAACUACGACGAAUACUCCAUCCGGACUUACUUCGUCUAAUACCCCGAACCCUUACACUGGCCCUGGCUCACCAAACAGCAAUUUAAACGGAGGUAGUUUAAGUCCGACCACGUCGUCCCCGGAAACGAACGGUUAUCCACCAAAUAUUCCUCCGAACAGUGCUAACAUAGAUUUAACUAGUGGUCCCUACGAUAUCGGAACAACCAAUGGUUUAAACUCUUAUUUUUAUAUGCCUAUAACAUAUCCCCCAACUGGACCUGGAAAUAUGAACAAUGGUGUUCCUAAUUAUCCUCAAUCAACUGGUCCUAAUACUGGAAGUGGCGCAUCUAAUAGUAAUCUGAAUGGAGAAAUAUCAAACUCAAUAUCCCCGCCUACUCCAAAUACAGAUUUAAAUCCCAUGCUUAAUGGAGGUGUACCUUUUUUUAAGGGCUAUGAAGAUUUUUAUGGUAUACCACAGUCUGGAUAUCAACCUUCUACAGGUCAAAUUCUUGAUAAUUAUGAAUCACCUAAUUAUAAUUUUGAUUAUGAAUUGCAAAAUGGGGAUAUUGAUGAUGUUUUGAAUGAUGGUCAAAUAAAUAUAGAUGGUAGAUAUAUGCCCGAUAAUUAUGAUCAAUUAAAUAAUGGUGGAGUUUAUACUCCUGGAUCAAACGAAAAUGUUGAAUUUUACAAUAGCUAUUAUUAUGAGAAAAGUUCUGUUAAUUUUGAAAGACAGAAUUCAAAUGGUGGUUAUGACACCCCAAAUUAUGGUAGUAAUGUUGAUGAUUAUUUGGAUAAUAUUAAGCAUGAUAAUGAAAAUCUUCCAGAACCUAUGUAUGAUACAUAUGCAUCUAAUUUGAUUCCUGGGUAUGAAAAUAAUCAAUUGAACAAUGGUCCACCUUCUAGAGGAUAUUCAUUUAGUGAUAAUGAUGCUGUACCUUAUGACACUGAUAUUAACUCUUAUAAUGGUUUUCCAAUAUCUGAAAUCAAUUCUGAUAAAUUUAAUUAUGGUAACAUGCCGUAUGGUAAUGAUCAAAGCGAUAUUGGAAUCGAUGAUAUAAGUCCUAAUAACAAUCAAUUAAGUGGGAAUACGUACGCUGAAAUUGAUACAUCAAAUGUUAAUACUCAAAUAGGAGGGUCAACUCAAGAUGGUUCUAAUGGUAUUCCUAUUAAUACUGUGGAUAGUCGUUUUAAUUCUAUCCAAAAUACAGUUGUAAGUAAAAAUAAUGCAUUAAAUGUUGGUCAAAAUGUAUAUGGUGCUAAUGGACAAGUCAUUGGAAAAAUCUAUAAUCCUUCUGAUGCCACUAGAAAAAAUAAUAAUCGUCAUAAAUAUAGUGGUAGUAGUAGUUAUAGCAGUCACAGUGAUAGUGUGUUCUCUGAUGAUAUUCAUGCAAUUGGAAAUGAUAUUAAACGAGCUGCUCGCGAUGCAAUUGGUAAUAUAUACAAUAAAACAAAGGAUGCAUACGAUAUUACAAAAGGUGUUGGAAAAGCCAUUGGAAAUGCUGCUGGAAAUGUUGCUAGUGAUGCUGCAAAUGGAGUUAAAAAUACGGCUGACAAUAUUUAUCAAGGUUCUAAAGAUGUUGCAGAGGAUAUAGGAAAUGCUGCUAGUACAGCUGCAGAUGAUGUUAAACAAACAGCCAACAACGCGUAUCAGGACACAAAUGAUGUUAUGAAUGGCAUGGGAGAUGUAAUUAGUGAAGCUGGAGACGGUAUUACACAGACGGCAAAUAACGCUUAUCAAGGUACUAAGGAUGUUGUGAAUGGCGUGUGAAAUGCUACUGAAUACACUGGAUAUCGCAUUAUUUAUAGCUAAAAAAUAAUUUUCGUUUGGACAAUGAUAAAAAUAUAAUGCUUAUAACUGAUUUAAAAGUAUUUUAAACAUUGCACAAACAAAAAAAAGAUGUCUAUUCAAUUUAGUAGUAAA